CAGGCUCGCACUUCGGCAGUGGUGCUGAGAGCCUCGCGGGCGCGGCGCCGUUACUCGCAGUGGGGCGGCGGCAGCGGCACAGCGCUGAGCGCACACCGCGCCUUAGCAGCAGCAGCAGCAGCAGCGGAGGCACCCCCGCCGUCACAGCCUCUGCGCUGGUGCAGCCACCCUCGCUCCCUCUGCUCUUCCUCCCUUUGCUCGCACCAUGGCUGAUCAGCUGACCGAAGAGCAGAUUGCUGAGUUCAAGGAAGCUUUCUCCCUAUUUGACAAAGAUGGCGAUGGUACCAUCACAACAAAGGAACUUGGAACCGUCAUGAGGUCACUGGGUCAGAACCCAACAGAAGCCGAAUUGCAGGAUAUGAUCAACGAGGUGGAUGCUGACGGUAAUGGCACCAUUGACUUCCCAGAAUUUUUGACUAUGAUGGCUAGAAAAAUGAAAGAUACAGACAGUGAAGAAGAAAUUCGCGAGGCAUUCCGAGUCUUUGACAAGGAUGGCAACGGUUACAUCAGUGCGGCAGAACUACGUCACGUCAUGACAAACUUAGGAGAAAAACUAACAGAUGAAGAAGUAGAUGAAAUGAUCAGAGAAGCAGAUAUCGAUGGAGACGGGCAAGUCAACUAUGAAGAAUUCGUACAGAUGAUGACUGCAAAGUGAAGACCUACUUUCAACUCCUUUUUUCCCCCCUCUAGAAGAAUCAAAUUGAAUCUUUUACUUACCUCUUGCAAAAAAAAAAAAAAAAAAAAAGUUCAUUUACUCAUUCUGUUUCUAUAUAGCAAAACUGAAUGUCAAAAGUACCUUCUGUCCACACACACAAAAUCUGCAUGUAUUGGUUGGUGGUCCUGUCCCCUAAAGAUGAAGCGCUACACAUCAGUUUUACGAUAUAAAUACUUGUACUACCUUAACGAUAAGGAAGCACUUAGUGGACUUCUUGCAGUUCCGUUUGCUAAUGAUUACUACACUGUUUGGGCUGGCCAGUUUUUCAUGCAUGCAGCUUGACGAUUGAGCACAGUCAGGCCUUUGUAUUAAAAACGAAAAAUGAAAAAACAAAUUUAAAAAAACCUGUUUCAAAUGGGUUCUAGUUCAAUUUGUUAGUAUAAAUUGUCAGAGCGGGUUUACUGAAAACAAACCUUUAAAAUUGGUUUACCUCAGGAUGCUGUGCCGAAAAAUGGGUGAAGGAUAGAUAGACCGUCUAGACGCGGCCCCCACAGAGCAGGACGGCCCCCUGUACUUCGUGCGCCCCCACCCGUGGUGACAGUGACACAUCCUGCCGGCAUCCUGUGCGUGUUGGUUUAGCAUUGUCCGCAUUGUACCAGAGAGCAAGAUGGGUGUCGGGCUGUCACCAUUCACACAAAUUUUUAAAAAGAAACCUUUACCAAGGGAGCAUCUUUGGACUCUCUGUUUUUAAAACCUCCUGAACCUGACUUGGAGCCAGCAGAGGUAGGCUGUGGCUGUGGACUCUUCAGCACAACCAUCAACAUUGCUGUUCAAGAAAUUACAAUUUAACGUCCAUUCCAAGUUGUAAAUGCUAGUCUUUUUUUUUUUUUCCAAUAAAAAGACCAUUAACUUAAAGUGGUGUUAAAUGCUUUGUAAAGCUGAGAUCUAAAUGGGGACAAGGCAGUUGGAGGAGAGGUUUAACCAUUUAACGCCCACAGCCCAGAAUCAGGCUUCUCGCCCUCCCGACAUCCCAGCACCGACCUCUGAGCGUGAGACCUUGCCUAAAGCCGGGCAGAUAGCAAUUGCUUCGUCCUGUCCAUAGGCACAUAGGUCUACUUGUAUUUUCACUGGGGGGAGGUGGGGUGUGAAGGCCGGGAGCUUCAUGAUUAUUCAGGCAGCGGAGCUCUUAAGGAAGGAAAAAAACCCACUUUUUCUCAAGCAUGUACUUCGGGGUUCUUCUCAGUCGUGCUGCCGAUUACCUGUUUUAUGUAACUACUUGAGACCAUCUGUGCAAGAGACAUGGUUUUGUGUGUCUGUAAUUCAAUCCUCGCCGGGUGGUAGGAGCACGAGGUCCCUUCUUAGCCAGUCUUCGUGCCUAAAAGACACUACCGGUCACCUUUGAUUGAUGACUUUUAAUUUAUACUACUUUCCUUAGCCUCCUUUUCUUUUCUAUUUUUUUGUUUUGUUUUGUUUUCCUGCAGUGGACUUGACACUUUGCUUUCUUUCUCCCAAGUAGUCCCCAGCCUGAAAGUAAACAACUCCAGCAUGGAGUGGAUUUUGUGUCUAAUUAUAAACCUGUAACCAAAACUGAGAUGCUGACACUGGUCUUUGCGGUGGGAUUGGUGUUCUCUAAAAGCCCCUUUAAAGACAAUGCAUUUAGCGUAGAACUCUUUUUCUGCAAUGAAGGCUGGAGGUGCGUCUUUCAGGGUGUUAACUGGUCGUAGCUUACCAGUAAGGAGAUGGGGGUUUCAAGAGUGUUCGCGGGCGGUUUUAAUUUGCCUGGGACAGCAGCAGGCUGCCAGUGAGGCAGCAAGAAGCUCUUGGCAGCCAAACGGGUGCAUUCGGGGCUGGUUUAUAGAGACCCUUGGCUUCUCCCUCUCCUACUCCCUGUCUUUCUGGCAUUUUGCAGCCUGCUAGAUUUCCUGCCAGAGGGAUAGGUCAGAGCCGUGGAGAGGAGCCCACCCAUCUGCUGCUGGUCCUUAGACUGGGUGGUUGUAGAAGAGAAGGUGACUGAACUAGAGAUGGCUUUCAGAGUUCCCUGGACCUGGAAGGAGCACCUGAGAACACCUUAGAGGUUCUUCUGGUGAGACAGGACCAAGGGCUCCUGGACGUUUCUUGCAGGGAGGCCAAGUGUUGACCCAUCGUGGGCCUGUGUUCAGUGGCCUCUCCGUAGUGUCAAAGAGGGAUGGGGGUGAUUUAACUUGUUUUCAAAACUUUGCCUUCUGUCUUAACUCUUUCGUCAAGUCUUUUUCUAGAAGCUGGGUGGGCUCCAUUUAAGCGGUCCCACAGUCCUUCGUGAAAGACUGUUCAUGAAGUCAGAGUCUUACAUGGCCAGCAUCCUGGAUGGGAAGUGAAGCCUUGCCCCCAGGGAGUGCUGAGUUCAGCUUGGCGUCGAGGGGCAGCCCAGUCCGCUGUAGCCUUUUUUUUCCCCUCUGGCUUUUGAGGGGAUGACCAGCCCAGAUUGGGCGUUUGCAGGCUGCACAAGUUUGUGAGAGGAAAUAGCUGGAUGUGGGGGUCCGUCCCCCUAACGUUGGUUAGCACCUUCCUGUAAACUCUUGCCCCUACUUCUAACUGCUCUAUAAAUAUAUACAUAUAUUUAUAUAUAUAAAGUGACUAGUUUAACUGGCAUCCCGCUUGAGCCUGAGACUUGCCAUAAAAAAACUGCUGAGUACUUGGCAAACACUUUCAUAGUUUUGUUCUCCAUCUGUUUGGGGUAGGUGUUAAGCAAGGCAAAUGCAUCUCGAUGUUUCAGAUGGGCUUUUGAUGCACUGUUGCCAAGAAAGGCUUUUUUUCUGAUUUUUAGACAAAUGAAUUUUUGCACACUUUAAUUGGUGUCUUUCGGCAACACAUUGAAAAUUAGCUACUGUACAUAUUUUUAUAUUCUCUUUAUAAAUGCAUGUCUGACUGUACUUCUAACCUGUAUCGUAACGAGCGGCCGUCCGGUAGGCCUCCCUAAGUGCCACCGUGGCACAUCAGAGUAGCAGCAUAUUAUUGGCCCCUCAGCAUACUGGGAACUUCUUCCUAAACCAAGAAUGUAAAUUUGGUCAAGGGUCUGCUCUUGUUUCAUUCAAUUAUUUUAAACCUUUGAACUAAUACUGUAUAUCCUAAAUACAUUAUCCUUUUGGCAGUGACUAGGAUUCCACGAAUGUGUCUUAACCCGUCCCUUUAGCCGGCAGUUUACGAUUUCCUUUUUUUUUUUAAAUCCCCUGAAGUUGUCUUCUAGGAGACAGAAAUCCUUUGCGGUAGUGGCGUGGGUGGGGUGUGUGUUCUUUCUCCAGCCCUUCUACUGUUCAUUACACACGUCUGUAGCAAAAGAUGGCCGUAGUUCUGUUACUGGAAUUAACCCUUCACCGUGGCGAUUUGAAAAGGAGAUGUACUUGAAUGUUUCUGUAAAUCUUGAGAUAAACUGUUUGGAGAUUUAACCACCUCUCUGAUGGGGGACCAACUCUAUGGAAAUUGUAAAUAAGUUUUAUUUAUAAACCUGGCACUGUAUUCAAUAAACAUUUCUGCAGCCUUUCAUCUCUUAA
This is a messenger RNA of Acinonyx jubatus (cheetah), 4182 nucleotides long. It is a transcript of the gene CALM1, whose product is annotated as calmodulin 1. The record is from RefSeq and is a predicted model, not a curated record. The transcript has 6 exons. Lineage: Eukaryota; Metazoa; Chordata; Mammalia; Carnivora; Felidae. Bases 206 to 655 code for a protein of 149 amino acids. Gene Ontology annotation, molecular function: calcium ion binding.